Molecule: messenger RNA, 960 nt
Organism: Theobroma umbraticum
Lineage: Eukaryota; Viridiplantae; Streptophyta; Magnoliopsida; Malvales; Malvaceae
Source: RefSeq, a predicted model, not a curated record
AUGUGCCGCACACUUUCUGGAGCUCCUCGAAAGAUUGAUGCCUUCUACCGAAUACCAUCUGGCUUCAGUUUUGCAGUCAUGAUGUUCAGCGUUCCUCUUACAUACUGCUUGCGACCUAGUGUACGUUCCACCCGCCCCCCGAUACCUGCCCCCUCUCAGGCCCCGUCUGCGCCAGCUGGGCAUGUAUGCCUGAGAGCGGCCCCAACGUUGCGACUAUCACCAGAUGCCGCCCCGCGAUUCCAGCGCCAUUGUCCGUCGCUGCUGGCAUUCGCCACGCGCCGGUACUCCCGAGAAUGCGUCCGCCGCCCCCGCCCCCGGAUGGCGUGCUUACAAGGUCAGGCAAAUGGAUACAUGCGCCCAGCCCGGGAGCCACGUGUCGACCCCGCCCCCUACCAUCGGCCCGACUCCGCCCGCACUCCCCUCGGCCCCCCCUCUUCCGGCGCGCACUCCGCUCGCGUCCGCUCCCCCGCGGACUCCGCGGGCCGAGUAUGGAUGCUUAUUAUGAGAUGCAUUCGCCCCAUCUUCGGGCCUGCCAACCCCGCACCACGGGCCGCUCGCCAGUCCGCCAACAGCCCAACCCCCCCUCUCACGCGCGGCGUUCCGCCCCCGCCCGCUCAGGUCUCCGCCCGCCCUCGCACCACGCGGCCCCAUCCACCCACCAGAACGAACAUCCGGCCCAUCUUUUACCACUCCCCCCAGCACACCGCCUACCCGCUCCGUUCAGCGCUGCCGUGCUCCCAAAAACCCCCACCGCGCCAGCAUUUCGCCUCGUCCCGCGCGUCCCGAACGCGUCCGCGAUCGCCCGCGCCUAACACGCAGCGCACCCGCGCCCCGGCCUGGCCGCCUCUGAACGCCCGUCACCCGCGCGUCCGCGAUCAUGCCACUGCUGCGCGCCCCUGCCGCCCCGCCCCCAGCUCCCCCGAGCCCCGUGCCCACCUGCACCGGUUUGUUCUCACAUGA